AUGAGGGCGCAGUACUUCUCGCUCAACGGCGAUGGCCAGACUCGCUUCUCCUUCACCAUGCCGCGCGUGCCCUUCUCCCUCCCGAGUCUACCCAUCUCCGUACCACAUCGCAUACGGCGCCGCUUCCGGUCGACGAGGUCCAAGAUACGAUCACGACAAGCACCCACCUCGUCGAUAGCCUCUCUCGAGACCUCCUUCAACCCUGCAGACACCAUCCGAGCGUCACGAACACAUCAUUGGAGCUAUUAUGAUGCGCAAUAUCUCUUCCUGGCGAUAGUAGGCAUAUUCAGCUUGUGCAUGAUCGAGACACCGGGAUCUCUACAAAAGAGCGUAGUCGCAACGCUGCUCAUGACCAGCUUAGUGAUACCGAUCACGCGGCAGUUCUUCCUGCCAUUCCUACCGAUAGCAGGCUGGCUCAUCCUCUUCUACGCAUGUCAGUUCAUCCCAGGCGAGUAUAGACCAGGCAUUUGGGUACGAGUCCUUCCGGCAUUGGAGAACAUUCUCUACGGCGCAAACCUCAGCAACAUCCUGUCAGCACACAAAAGCGCCGUGCUAGACGUGCUCGCGUGGUUACCAUAUGGUAUCACACAUUUUGGCGCACCAUUCGUCUGCACUGGACUGAUGUUCAUCUUUGGCCCACCAAGCACCGCGCCCACAUUCGCAAGGGCUUUCGGAUACAUGAACAUGGCUGGUGUCAUGAUUCAGAUCUUGUUCCCCUGCAGUGCUCCAUGGUACGAGAACAUGUACGGUCUGGCUCCAGCGAACUACUCGAUACCCGGAUCGCCUGCUGGUCUGGCCGCAAUUGACAAGCUCUUCGGCAUCGAUCUGUACACCUCAACAUUCACGGCGUCCCCACUCGUGUUUGGCGCCUUUCCAUCGCUACACUCGGCGAAUGCGACCAUUGAGGCCCUCUUCAUGUCACACACCUUCCCCAAACUACGACCACUGUUCGUCCUGUACGCCCUCUGGAUGUGGUAUGCGACCAUGUACCUGAGCCAUCACUACGCUAUCGAUCUUGUUGGUGGAAGCUGCAUCGCCGCGAUUGCAUACUUCACCGCAAAGGGUAGCUUCCUGCCACGGUUACAGCCUGGAAAGAUGUUCCGGUGGGACUACGAUUAUGUCGAGUUUGGCGAGGAGAAGGAUGCGUAUGCUUACGGCAUCAACGACAUGGACGAGUAUGAGCUCGCACUGCACGGCGACAGCGACGAGUGGACGAUAGGCUCAUCCUCCAGCUUUUCGAGCAGCAGCCGCGAGCCGUCAACUGGCAUGCGAUCACCCGUGUCUGACCACGAAUCAUGGGAAGGCGACACAUUAGCGUCCGCAUCCGACAACGAGUAUCAGAAAGCAUAA
This is a messenger RNA of Fulvia fulva, 1350 nucleotides long. Its product is annotated as Inositol phosphorylceramide synthase catalytic subunit aur1. Lineage: Eukaryota; Fungi; Ascomycota; Dothideomycetes; Mycosphaerellales; Mycosphaerellaceae. Bases 1 to 1350 code for a protein of 449 amino acids. The record is from RefSeq and is a predicted model, not a curated record. The transcript has a single exon. Gene Ontology annotation, biological process: inositol phosphoceramide metabolic process; sphingolipid biosynthetic process. Gene Ontology annotation, molecular function: inositol phosphoceramide synthase activity. Gene Ontology annotation, cellular component: inositol phosphoceramide synthase complex.